UCUUCCUAGAAGGUGCUGUAAGUGUGUGUGUGUGUGUGUGUGUGUGUGUGUGUGUGUGUGUGUGUGUGUGUGUGUGUGUGUGUGCUUCAGUGUAAAUCAUAUAGAUGGAGACAGAACACCUGUUAUUCUGAGAUGAUGGGGUGUAACAGUUUUCAGCUUACGUGUCUUGGACUGUCUCUGCAGCAUUUUGCCUACCUGCACGGUGUUUGACCUUCCUUAGUCAGCAAGCAGAGUGCGACUGCAGAGAGAAAAAGAGCGAGAAGGAAGGAGAGGUGGAGAGAGGGAGUGUCUACAGAAAGGGAGAGAGAGAGGGUGAGAGAGAGAGAGAGAGAGAGAGAGAGAGAGAGUGUUAAAGUGGAGUAGUAGCCGAGGGAGUUGUUGCAUUGUGAUUAGUGUGCCUGUGCAGUCUGUGCUGUCCUCCCAAUGUAAGUCCUGUUCUCUACUGCAUGGGACUCUCUCCUGGAGAUACAGACAGCCUGAAGAUAGGAUUUUGCCCUGCAAGCUUUGACACUCAAUAAGCUACAACUUCGGAAGCCUGGGUCCCACCUACUGUUGACAGGACACUAAGACUGGACUGAAGUGGUUUCAACUCCUCAACAAGGCCCGUCUUUUUAUUUUGUGUUUUUGUAAAAUGUAUUUUUGAAUUUUUAGUCACAGUUUCAACUGUAGUGCUUUGAAUCAUUUGGAACAAUGGAUACGUCAGGCAACCCUCAAGGGUGCUCUGCUCGUGCUCCCAGUGUGGGAGACUCAAGGAUGGGGGAGGCUAGAGUAGCUGAGGGGAUGAGAAUGGGGGAGAGAGACGCCCCACUGAGGCUGUCACCAUUCCGUAUGCUUCGAGUGCUGGACUCUUGCCGUCCUCCAGGAAACCGUAUUGGUAUCGUCCAUGAGAACGUGAAGAUGGGUUCAGAUGGGGAGAGCGACCAGGCAUCUGGGACAUCUUCUGAUGAGGUCCAGAGUCCAGUCAGGGUCCGUAUGAGGAACAACCACCAUCGGCGCAUCUCAAAUGAGGACAUAAACAAACGUCUGUCUCUCCCAGCUGAUAUCAGGCUACCGGAGGGCUACUUGGAGAAGUUUGCCAUGAACAGCCCACCCUUUGACAAGCCCAUGAGCCGCAGGCUACGACGUGCCUCAUUGUCUGAAAUCGGCUUUGGGAAACUUGAGACCUACAUCAAACUGGACAAACUAGGGGAGGGGACCUACGCGACAGUGUUUAAGGGGCGAAGCAAGUUAACAGACAACUUAGUAGCUCUGAAAGAGAUCCGGCUGGAGCAUGAGGAGGGUGCGCCCUGCACAGCUAUCAGGGAAGUGUCUCUACUGAAAGACUUGAAGCACGCCAAUAUUGUCACUCUCCAUGACAUUAUCCACACUGACAAGUGCCUGACACUCGUGUUUGAGUACCUGGAAAAAGAUCUGAAGCAGUACAUGGAUGACUGUGGGAGCAUCAUGAGUGUUCACAAUGUCAAGAUAUUCCUGUUCCAGCUGUUACGAGGUCUUGCAUACUGCCACAAAAGGAAGGUCCUCCACAGAGACCUCAAACCCCAGAACCUGCUCAUCAAUGAAAAAGGAGAGCUCAAACUGGCAGACUUUGGUUUGGCACGAGCCAAGUCUGUUCCUACAAAGACCUACUCCAAUGAAGUAGUGACAUUAUGGUACCGGCCACCAGAUGUGCUUCUAGGCUCCACUGAGUACUCUACACCCAUUGAUAUGUGGGGUGUGGGCUGCAUCUUUUAUGAAAUGAUCACUGGCAGACCUCUCUUCCCUGGAUCAACUGUGGAAGAUGAGCUUCACCUCAUAUUUCGCAUCCUUGGUACUCCUACAGAAGAGACUUGGUCUGGUAUAACGACCAGUGAAGAGUUUAAGACGUACAAUUUCCCUCGAUACCAAGCGGAGCCCCUCGUCAACCACGCACCCAGGAUAGACAGCGAUGGUCAUGAGUUGCUUGCAAUGCUUCUACAGUUUGAGGCUAAGAAGCGGGUAUCAGCUGAGGAGGCUCUCAGACAAUCGUAUUUCAGAAGCCUUGGGGAGCAGGUUCAAACACUGGCAGACACUGCAUCCAUCUUCUCUGUAAAAGGCAUUCAGCUCCAGAAAGAUCCUGGGAAAAGAUCCUCAGUCUACCCAGAGUCAAUGAUGGCCCAUAAGCUAGGCUCUGCACCCUCGCAGUACUUCCAGAGAGAACCAGCCAAUCCCAGGGCUCAGAGUCACAAUCUCUCCUCCACUUCCACUGGCUGAGUGGCCCCUACCGUUCUGCCCAGGGGAAGAGCAGGAGGCAGAGUGUGUUGUUUUAGUGCUGGCGGGGGCGCUGAGGUGAGGAGGACAGUGACACGUGGAGCUGUCCUGUCAGACAUACAUUCACUGACCCUGCCACACACACACUGAAGGAGUGACACACACCCUGCCACAUAAACACACACUGAAGAAGAAAACACACUCCACACACACACACACACACACACACACACACACACACACACACACACACACACACACAUACAGCAACAUGUAAACAAAACCACACAGAACUAUGGCUGAAGAAUUCAUACGUAACUAAAAAAAAAGAGAGACUCAGCUCAACCCUAAAGACAGAAAAAAAUUUAAAUGAGAGAAGUGCUGGAAGAAAAGUGGGAGAGUACAAGAUUCUCCUUGCUGCUACUACCGCUGCUGUCCAGAAGAGGGCAGCAUUUAGGACGUGGGCUGACUCGGUCUCUGAACCGAACUUGCUGUAUCAGUGAGCCGUGAGGAAGAGGGGGUGAAAAGUGGACACGAUUCGGAGGCAAAGAAAGAGAGACGAAACCUAUCACCUUCUCUUGUGCUUUCCUUUUUUUUUUUUUUUUUUGACUAUUGUUGUACAUAAAGAGACUGAGCUGUAGAACUUUGCUUUUUCAUAAACACGCCUCAGCCUGAAUCCAAACUCUGAAUAUUGCACCUCAACCCUAAAACCCUCGCCUAACCUCUUGGCCCUUUAUUACAUGAUCUUUAAACAACACACACAAACACAUAGCCUCUCUCUUUCUUUCUCUCUCUCUAUCUCUAUCUCUCUCUCUCUGUCGCUCUCAUUUUCUGUCUUUCUGUAUCUCUCUUAAACACACACACACACACACACACACACACACACACACACACACACACACACACACACACACACUGGUGGCUCACUUGAAAGUUAAGAGUGUGUAGAUCAAUGGAGUUUACAGAGAUAAACUUUAGCACCUUAUUGUCCCAUAGAGGUCAGGGUGGCUGUCAUUACCUCAUCAGUCACUCAAGCAGAGUAGGAUGGAAAGUACUUUGUAGGUAGUAGAAUGAAGAAGAAUCAAAGUAACAAACCAAAAAAAAAGAGAAACAAAAACUCACUCAGCAUAGGACAGACAUAUUUACCCUCACCAACGAAAUUGGACACUUCACUACACUACAAUUAAAAACACCCACAAACCAGUAGUAGACAAUAACUACAUUUGUCACAUGCUCACAUGCUGUAAAGAACACUACGCUGCGGGAUGCUCCUGUUUAAGUACACAAGAAGGACAACCUGUAAAGACAGAGAGGUAAAGGAAGUGUACAAAUCCUCACCUGCUUAUUCUUAGACACCCCCUUCCUCUUUUGCCUUGACUCAGAAGUUGUCUUGAUUUGUUGUGUGAUGUACAGGUGUUGAUGUUGAAAUGUUCUCUUUGCACCUGAUUUUUACCUCUUUAGAUCAUGAGUAGAACAUUCAACCCCUAUCCUGCCCAACUCCACCUGCAUUUAUUUUUACUACCCCCCCCAAAUCUGUAUAUAUGAUCAUACUUUUUACUUGUCAGAAGCAAUGAUAAUUAAUUCCAGGAUGCUGUUCUCAGUCUUUACUGUGUUCCCACCGGAACAGUGUGGCGACUGGCUGGGGACGUGUUGCACAUUCCUUGAGCUCAGGACUUAUUGCUAGUGUCGUUUUGUGGAUGCUGUGAGGUACAGCUGAUCUCGUAUGUCUCCCCAGUAUAGCAGAGUACGCCGGACAUGGCCUGAAAACUCUUUGCAAAGCUGGUUCAAACUGUAUGUGAAGAAGAAGAAGAAGAAGAAUCAUUUCUCAGAAUCAACCUGUCAGUCUUCUGUGUCAUUCAUUCUCUGUUCAUUUGACCAUAAUAUUGCUGUUCAGUGACUACCUUACCCAUGUCUUUUGUCGUCAUCUCUUCAAGCAUGUUCGUGUAUUAAACACAGCUGUUUUCAAGUUGGUAUGUGAAAUAGCUGCUGCUGGAAAAGGAAUACCUCCAGUUGGUUCAAAUUUUGCAUGGGACAUGACCUUAUUACAUGAUUUUUACACCAAACACCACAUUAACCUGCAAUGGCUGCUCAUAGAGUCUAGAGACCUUAAAUAAGAUGAAGACAACACAGUAUUCAGCAACAAUGUGAUAUGCUGCCAGCAUUGGGACCAGCUUCGACUUCAAGCUGUACAGUACAGUGAUGCAGCCUGUGUAACUGGGCGCUUACUUUUAACAGGACUUGAAGCCCUCAGACACGCUGUUGUUUCCUGCUGUUAUUGUUCCUGCCAGAAACAACAGGACCAAAGUCAGUCCUCCAAGCGACAGGUGUUCAAGCACACAACUGUUUCACACACCAAUCAGUUGACAUGUCAACGUGUACUGUAUCUAUGAGAUGGCCUGUGAGUGUAGAUUGGAGUUUCCUGUUCCUCAGGCACUGACCUCGGGUCACUUCUGCAUCUUUUUUUUUUUCUGAAAUGAAUUCAGAAAGGGUGAAGUGACCCUACGUCUGUGCCUGUCAGAAGGACUACUUAUUUACCCAGAGUGUGACAGUAUGUAGCAUGUACAUAGAUGAUCCCUCACUCUGUAUAUACAAAAGUGUAUAGGUUUGAUACAGCUAUUCACACUCUGGCUUUUUUUUUGUUGCUUUUCUUUAAUGAAAGUCAUAGCAAUAUUUCUGUAAUCAAUAAAAAGCCAAGGUAAUAGGAUGAGUAUGAUUGCAUUUGUGUUUGUUUAGAGAGGGAGGAGUGACUGUGAAUGAUCAAACUGUGAGACUUGACAAAACUGAUGACAGGUUUUUUCUUGCUGUUUAACAUGCUGGAUCCAAAAGGCUGGAGUGAAGUAUCAUGUUGCAAAGGAGUAUAACACACUGAUUAUUUUGAUUUUUAUCAAUGAAAGCCAUAAAGGUCAUAUAUAGGUGACAAAGGUAUAUUUGUGUGCGAGCACAGACCUUCAGAAGCAAAGGGGAUGUGUACACCUAAUGAAAAAUAAAAAAAAACCAUGUAAUUACCGA
Molecule: messenger RNA, 5235 nt
Organism: Dicentrarchus labrax (European seabass)
Lineage: Eukaryota; Metazoa; Chordata; Actinopteri; Moronidae
Product: cyclin-dependent kinase 17
Exons: 16
Coding region: 691-2229 (512 amino acids)
Biological process (GO): neuron projection development; exocytosis; protein phosphorylation
Cellular component (GO): synaptic vesicle; cytoplasm; nucleus
Molecular function (GO): ATP binding; protein kinase activity
Source: RefSeq, a predicted model, not a curated record